Messenger RNA from Fraxinus pennsylvanica, 636 nucleotides. Lineage: Eukaryota; Viridiplantae; Streptophyta; Magnoliopsida; Lamiales; Oleaceae. The record is from the annotation of a GenBank genome assembly.
AUGGUUAGCCUCAACUACCUCUCCAUUACCAGACCUUACAUUAUAGCUUCCUCUUUACCAAACGACACACCCCCUUCACUUCCUCAUUCCAAUUCUCUUCCAAGAACAAAUAAUUCAACCCCACCACAAUUUCAUCAACAAGAAAAGCUAAAGCGAAAGCAAAGGCAGCUUUCUGUUGCAGAAAUUGAAAGGGCUAUCGGUGCUGGCAUUUUUCGAGAAAAUGACACUAACAGGGAGUCGGAAGUGAAUAAGCAUUUGUUUGAUAGUAUAUUGGCGAAUUCUGUUGGGAAGGAUGAAGGGUCUGCGGAGAAGAAACUGCGGGAGACUGGAGAAUGGAUCAUUGAUCAAACCGAAAGAACUUCACGCUCUUCUGAGUCUGAAUUAGAGUUUUAUGCAUACCUUUUAUUGGAAACCUACAAAGUCACAGUAUGCUGCACUGAGCGACCAGGUGACAGCCUCAUUUCUUUAGGCGACUUAUUCUCUUUGGAAGAAGAAAAUGAUGGAGACGAAGAUGAUGACUCCGAGACUGAAAAAGACCAUAACCACUUUGAAACCUGUAAAUCGAAGAGCCCAAGGAGGGAGCUGAGGCUGGGUAUUGAUACUGGUGGGUUUCACGAAUCUCUUCUUUUUAGCUAA